Molecule: messenger RNA, 4350 nt
Organism: Volvox carteri f. nagariensis
Lineage: Eukaryota; Viridiplantae; Chlorophyta; Chlorophyceae; Chlamydomonadales; Volvocaceae
Exons: 21
Coding region: 1-4350 (1449 amino acids)
Biological process (GO): interstrand cross-link repair
Cellular component (GO): nucleus
Molecular function (GO): 5'-flap endonuclease activity; 5'-3' exonuclease activity; flap-structured DNA binding
Source: RefSeq, a predicted model, not a curated record
AUGGCCUUGAGAGGACAGGGCUCCCUCCAGUUGCUCCUUGGGAAAUCCGUUUUCGGCGCGAAAAAGCGCAAAGCCGGCAAGGAGGAACCAAACACUGCGACCAAGCGACAGCAAACCUUUGCAGAGCAACUCGAUCUGCCUGCACCACCUGAUGGCAGCGGCUGGCUCCGCAUCGAGGCCGCCGUUGUUGGGUUACGGUUCAGAAGGGCCAGCUCGGCCGCCGCCGUCGCUGCGGUUGCAGCCACAGCAGUACCAUCACAUCCCAGUGCUGCCGCCGCCGCCGCCGACAGUACGGUGCACCGAAUGAACAGCUGGCCGCCUGUUCAAGGCCAUCAAUAUCGCUUGGUUCCGGAGCCCACCAACCCACAAGACGUAAAUGCAGUCCAGGUCCUACUCUGCACCACAACGGCUGGGAGCAGCAGCGGCGGGCCCAGCGCUACGCCGCCUGCCGCCGCCAAUGGCGCCGCCCACCUGGGGCCUCUUUUGCGGGCUGGACAGCUCGAAACGCAGGCCUAUAGCCCCCUCGCAGGGGGCCAAAGUCUGGAGCCUGUGUACGUGUGGCGGAAUGAGCACUCCAUGGGCUACACCAGGGAGGGUCAUCACACGGCCAUGGCGUCUCCUGGUUAUCCCAUUAACGAUGACUGCGGAAAUUACUUCCUUUGCCAUCUUCCAGCAAGUGCUCGGCUGCGUGGCUGUGGUGUUGGAGCGGAAGCUGCGGACUCCAGGGACGCAGAUGGCGGUCAGAAGUCAGGAGACGUGGCGGGUUUGAGAGGUGGUACGGCAGGCGGUGGCGGCGCCGCGGGGCCGCGCGAGGGUUCCGGUGCCGACGGCGCCACUGCGGCCACGGAGGCGGCGCUGGAGGCGGCAGUGGCGGCAGCUGCCGCGUGGAGGCUUGCCCGCUCGUCCCCAAACACCGCGGCAGGGGAAGUGCUGCGUAGCAAUUUUGCGACAAUGGCGGCUGAUGUCAGGCGCCACGACGGACACUUGUUGACCUCCCUGGAGCUCGGCCUGCUGGACAGACUGCAGGGCCUACCGCCGCCAGCGCAGUGCCUGUUCCUGCGCCUGCUGCUGCGCCGGGGUCCCUGGUUCACCCUCCGCGGCAUCACCUACCUGGAGUGCGGUGACGUGGCGGUGGCGGCGGAGGCGCUCGUGGCGGCGGAGCUGGCGGUACGGCCCCAGCCUGAGGACUGGCCGCAGGUCGCGGAGCUGUUGCCCGUGGCGGAGCGGGUGCAGCGACCGACGGGGUGCAGGAUGCGGAUGGUAGUGCAGGCGCCGGUGACGCCGGUGCCGGCAAGCGCGGGCGCCAUGGCGCCGCUUGCAGUAGCCGCGGACUGUGCUGCAGAGGUAGUCGAGGCGAUGGUGGGUCCCUGCAUUCGGCUGUCACCCCCCUCCCUGGAGCUGUUGGCCCGCAUGCAGCGGCUCUACUUCCUGGCGGAGGGUCCCGCAGCCGAUCUGGGCAGGUUCCUAGCCACCGAACGCGGCGUCAUCCGCUACCCCACCUAUACCAUCAACCGCUCCUCCUCCGCAUUCACAUGCCGCCAACAGCUCUUGGAGUACGAGCAGGCGUUGGAUCACGCGGCGCAGCUGGAGAGCUGCCUGGAGGCUGGAGACGACGCCGGCGUGGCGGCGGCGCUGGCGCCGGCGCUGGCGGCCGUGCGCGCUGGCGCCCACCGGCUCGUCCGCUGGCGCGGCGACGCCACCAUUCCCGUGCGUGCCGUACCGGGUCCCUGGCCGUGGGAGGCGGCACCAACCGCUGGAUGUGCUGCCGCUGACGUCAAGGACGGCAGCAUGGCAUGUCCGACGGGCGCCGCGAGUGGAGAUGACGGUGGCAUGAGUGAUGGCGCCGGCGGGCCGCAGGUGCGCGGCUCUGCCGAGCCACAGGCGCCUGCGGGGAUGUCUUCAGGGACGGCGUUGACAGCGGUGGCCAAGGCGUCGUGCACGUGCCAUAGCGACGGGAGCUUUGCGGAAAACAGAAGUGCAGGUGGUGGCGAUAGCGGUAUGCGCCGCGGCGAUGACCCGUGGGUCGGUGGUGAAGGCCAGUGCCUCCGUUGCGGCGGUGGCAAGCGGGCACCACCACCACCACCUUCAGGUGCAGGCUGUGGGGUUCUGGAAUCCGUGGAUCUGACGUACAGCAGCGAUGACGAGGGCGGCGGGGAUGGCGUGGAGAUGGAGAACGGAGGUGAUACGGUUACGCCCGCGGCGGCAGUGAUGUCUACAGGUCCAUGUCGCCGUGGUGCUGCUGCUGCCGUUGCUGUUGGCGCUGUUGUUGCGAAGGCAGUGGCGGCAGCUGCAAUGGAGGCCGCGGCGUCUGUGAAGCCGGCGGCGCAAGGCAAGGAAGAGGUGGCGGCUUUAGGGCUACGUACGGAGCAUGUAGUACAGCAGGCGAUGCAGGGACACUUUCCUGUGGUGCAGGUUGCUGGCUAUGCUGAUGGCCGGCGUGUAGGUGCAUGCCAAAAGCAACCUCCGCUGGGGGAGGUGGGGGGCCAGACGCCGGAAGAGGCCAACCGCGACGUGGGGACCGUCAUUGACGUCGGUGUAGACGUCGGCGUCAACCUCAGUGUCGGGCAUGACGGCGGCGGCGUGGCGGGGAUCCUGCAGCCCGCCGGCGGUGGCGGCGAGGAUGACAUCAUGUACGGCGACGAGUACGACAUCCUGUACACCACGGACUGCGGGGGUGUUUCGCCUGGCAACACUGCCGCAGCCAAUCCCAACUCCGACGCGUGCCGGCAGCAGCAGCAGCAGCAGCUGGACGGGGAGGUUGGGCCCCGGGAUGACGCCCAUCAAGUGUCACCAGAUCGCCAGGAGCCCUCCUCGCGUUUAGAUGUGGAACCCAUUCCCGGUGAAAUGCAAGAGCGGACCCAGCAGCCGCAGCCGCAGCCGCAGCCGCAGCAGUUCCUGGCGCGAUUCUGCGCGGCGUGGGUGUAUGCGAGCAUGACCACUGUCGGUGACCCCCCUUUGCCCAGCCGUGUUGGGUUACGUGUGUCCUUUCUGGAGCGCCACCGGCGGUACGGCGAGGCGGUUGCCGAGGCGGCCUUGACGGACCCAUGGGUCCGUCACGGCGACCGUCUGGCGCUCCAACGCCGAGUUCUACGGCUGGGUAAGCCGCCGCGGAGGUGGCGGCGGCCGCCCUGGGCGGCGGCGGCGCUGGCGGAGCCCCGAGAAGUGGUGGUGUCGGGACACAUGCUGCGUGGUCGCACCGGUCUCAAGAGUCGCUUCCUGGCACCAUCCGCCCAGAGCGUCGCUGCAAGCUCUGCCGCUGGCACGAACCCCCCGGGCCCUGCCCCCGCCCGCCCUUCUGCCGUUGGUGCUGCCGGCCCCGCUGCUGCUUCCCCCUUGGUGACCGUGGAGCAGCUGGCGUUGCUGCACUACUGCAGUCCCGCGGGCGGCGGCUGGCGGGGUGUGCACAGCGAGGGGGGCGUGUGGGUGACGAUGUGGGCGCUGCUGUGCUGGGACGUGCUGUUCAUGGACGUGCCUGAGGUGUUCAGGAACCCCUUCCAAACCUCCCCCUUGGAUUUGGACACGGACGCGUUCCUGCCCGCCCGCCGCGCGGCGGUGGACGAGCGUCUGCAGUUGAUUGCCUCCGGUGGCGGCCCCGAGCUGCUCCGCUCCGUGUGGUCCCGUCACGCGGGCACCUGGUGCCGGGGGGUGCACUGGGGGAGGCUGCCGCUGGGGGAGCUGCUGCAGAUUGCUAGGUGCGUUGGCGGGCUGGGUCUGUCGGUGGUAUGCCGCCGGCUGUGCGAGGACGCGGGCGGCUGGCGGGGCGGCAUGCCGGACCUGUUGCUGUGGAGACCGGAGAGGGGGGACGCAAUGGUGUCGGAGGUCAAGGGCCCACGGGACCGAUUGAGUGAUCAGCAGCGCGCGUGGUUGGCAGCACUGGCGGCGGCGGGUGUACGGGCGGAGGUACUGCGGGUGGUGGAGGCGGCGCCGCCGCCACGGCGACAUGCGGAUCAUGGAGCGCAGCAGCGUGACGCCGAAGGUGCUGUUGAUGCUGCCGUUCCCGCUGCUGUUGCUGUUGCUGACGUGGCGGCGGCGGCGGCGGCAGCACCAGCAGCAGUAGCAGCUCUAACGGGCGACCUCGGAGGUGGGGGUGCGAGGGCUGGACGGCGGGUGCUGCUUCGGGGACGCAGGGCCGCGGCGGCGGUGCCAAUUGCCUGUGAAGGUGUGGCGGCGAAGCGACCUGAGGAUCACCCGGCAGUGGCGAGCUUCGGCGUUGGAGCGGCCUUGGCUGUGCCGGCGGCGGGGGCUUCGCUGGCGGCAGCACCCUGCGGCGGCAUAAGUAGUUGCGGUGCUGUGGAUGGGGUAGUCGUAAUCAGCGAUGAUGGUGGUGACGCUGAUGCUGAUGACCACUGA